Molecule: messenger RNA, 3224 nt
Organism: Fusarium odoratissimum NRRL 54006
Lineage: Eukaryota; Fungi; Ascomycota; Sordariomycetes; Hypocreales; Nectriaceae
Product: mannan polymerase complexes MNN9 subunit
Exons: 3
Coding region: 360-1487 (375 amino acids)
Biological process (GO): protein N-linked glycosylation; cell wall mannoprotein biosynthetic process
Cellular component (GO): mannan polymerase complex
Molecular function (GO): alpha-1,6-mannosyltransferase activity
Source: RefSeq, a predicted model, not a curated record
AGCCAACUGAACCCUUGAGUCGCUGUGUCUUCAGUUAAUUAUCCCUUUGGAGGCCAGAGAACCACUUCGUAUUCCUGUCAUAUUACCCCUUCGCUCAGUCUCAUCUGCUACGACCGUUUCUUCUUUUUCUCUCGUCUGUCUUUUGCCUCUUCAAAGGCUAUAAUUGAGAAUUCAACCGUUUAUACGAAUCUAUCUAAACCCCCUAUCAACUUAUUCCUGAGGUGUCCCUUGCGGCGCAUCUUGAACCAGCUUCAACAUUUAAUUUGAUGCCCACGACUUCCUUGCGAUAGCUGGUGCUGUCGCACUCUCUGGCAUAUCCGAAGACUUCGCCGCGUCUCAGGCGCAUUAAUACAACUCUCAUGGCCCGACCCAUGGGGGCGGUUCGUCUCAAGAAGACGAAUCCCUUGACCCUCGCGCUCGGAGCGAUCCUGUGCAUCUUCAUCAUCGUCUUCCUCGUCUCCCCGUCGGGCAAAUCCGCCACCGCUCGCCGAUUCGAGUCCAUAACUGCAGAGCAUCAUCUCUCGCCGCCGACUUCACCGUACCGAAAGUCAAAAUCUCGAUCUGGCGUACCGCUCAAGCCACCACCCGUUGUGCACUACAACCUUAACAAUGUCACCAUUACGACCUCGCCCAUCGCGAACCGAGAAAAUGUCCUCAUCCUGACCCCCAUGUCUCGAUUCUAUCCUGGCUACUGGGACAAUCUUUUGCGCUUGACUUAUCCUCAUGAACUUAUCACCUUGGGGUUCAUCCUACCCAAGACCAAGGAGGGCAACCAAGCCACCACCGAACUCCAAGAACACAUCCACAAGACGCAGAAGCAUGGCCGUGAGGGCGACAAAUUCAAGAGCAUCAUCAUUCUUCGUCAAGAUUUUGAUCCUGCUAUUGUUUCGCAGGAUGAAGCCGAGCGCCACAAGCUUAAAAACCAGAAGGCCCGUCGUGAGGUUAUGUCGAAGGCCCGGAAUUCGUUACUGUUCACAACUCUCGGACCCGAUACCUCCUGGGUCCUGUGGCUAGAUGCCGACAUCAUUGAGACUCCUACAACCCUGAUCCAGGAUCUCGCCUCCUUUGAUAAGCCGCUCAUUGUCCCAAACUGCUUCCAGCGAUAUUACGACGAGGAACAUAAGCAAAUGGCCGAGCGGCCAUACGAUUUUAACAGCUGGCAAGACAGCGAAACAGCGCUGGCACUCGCUGCCAAGAUGGGACCGGAUGAAAUUCUUCUCGAGGGCUACGCUGAAAUGCCAACAUAUCGAAUGCUUAUGGCAUACCUGGCUGUUGAGGGCGGCGACCGUAAUCUGGUUAUCCCACUUGACGGAGUUGGAGGUACUGCCCUUCUAGUCAAGGCAGAUGUGCAUCGCGAUGGUGCCAUGUUCCCUCCCUUCCCCUUCUACCAUCUUAUUGAGACUGAGGGAUUCGCCAAAAUGGCUAAGCGAUUAGGCUGGCAACCAUAUGGCCUGCCCAAUUACAAGGUCUAUCACUAUAACGAAUAACGUUGCCACGCCUUCACGAGGGCAACAUGAUCCAGCUCCUUUUGCGGCCCCUGUCUUCUAGUUCUUAUGCCAAGAAGAUAAGCAUGCUGCCCUGGGAUUAGGAUAUUAAAUAGUUGCUUAAUAGCUAGUGGGCAAAUCACGAUUCAAUUUGGGCGGGUACAGGUCAUGGCGUUUAGUAGUGCAUCCUCUGAACAUUUAUUCAAAAACAGAGGGGAAUGGAAGCCUCGUUGCCAAAAAACAGCGCGAUAGCUUCAGGGAAGCUAUCAUGGCUUGUUAAAGAUAUGCAUAUUGUAUUGGUUUACAAAUUUCUGUAAGAACAUUCAGGCAUUCAAUGCGAAAGUGGAGGAAGAAUCAUGGAAUAGAUGGGCAUCUGCGAGUGCGUGUGUUAUGCUGUUCACAUACAAGUUUUGAGGUCAUUCUCGAAUAGGUUGUCAUCUCGUGAAUUUUGUUUCUCAAAUCGAGUUCGUAUUUGUAAUAUUAUUACUGAGAAUCAUGCGAUACUGCUCAACCAACAAACUUAUGAACAUCUGAACCAUAACUCCAUAUUGUAACCCCCGAAUUCAAGCAUAUACCUCAUCUUCAACCGGUGCAAACUCCAUAGCUAGCAUUUCAAGGCCCCUCAUACCGCCCAUCAGAAUCCCGACACCAAAACUCGACAAGCUUCCUGGUACCAAGCACAUCGCCGGAGCGCAACAAGGCCGCAACGUCUACGUUAAGUGGGCUAUCGGUCUCAGGGCAUCCUAGUAACAUGCGCACGGCUCGAACACACUCCAAGACACUAUACGCAGGUGUCCAUGCGUCCUUGAGCAGGUCCAGGCAGAUCUCGCCAGUUUGAAGGGCAAUAUUCGGGUGAACAACGGGCGUGACGAACGUCAUCUUUGGUGGUGCGAGGGGGUAAGUCGAUGGGAUGGAAAUAUUGAUAAGCCAGCGUCCCUCUGCAAGAUGUUAGUAGGUGAAGAUGGCAAAAUCAAGAGUUGGGCUGACCAUCGUAGCCGUGGCCUAUAUCUCGUCCAUUGAUGACGGCUUCCCACUCCAUCAAGUCGCCCUCAUUGACUGGUCCAAGACGUUCGAUGCCCUUCUCUUCCUUUUGCUCUGUGCUCCAUGUGUCCAACUCCUUUAUCAGUCGUCGACUUGCGCUUCGCGACGCAGCGACUGAGUUUGAUGACGAUGGUGGCAUUGCUUUGGUUGAAUGCGAUAUCAGGGCUAGGCGGAGUAAUGAUACGGCGAGGAAUUUAUCAAGGUUAUGAGUUCAAAGAGUUUGGGCGGGAUCCUUGAAGUUGGAGUUGGAGUUGGGGAUGGGACGAGGUUCCAGCUGGUCUGGGGUCGUGACUUAUUUCGUCACGUUUGAGCUGUUGAGCUCCCCUCGGCAUGCCUAGUUGGCGACUCAUUACAGGGGUAAGGUCGGCCAGAGCCGAGGGAUGCUCGAUACUCAAAAUACCUAAGGUACCUAGGAGAUGUAGGUACUUGUCUGACCUAGGAAAGUACUGUCCAACCUAAGGUACCUGGGAGGCUAGCCUACGUACGGACUACUAGGCCCCUGGCUCGGUACUAUAACUGCCAGCUCAACGGGCCAGUGGCUGUGGCAGCGUGGCUCAAGCUUCAUGUCUAGCGACCCCUUUCAUGUGGAAAGGCUUCUUACACGAUGUCAUGAACUUGGCCAUAUUCAACAACAAAGACUAAGAGAUGGAUACAUUCUGGCAAGACGAAUCGAUAGUCUACAAAUAAUGAAUAGAGAUG